ACGUGAUAAGAGGGAGUAGUAGGGAUAACUCCUGAAAAUCGCCUUGAAUAUAAAAAUAAUUCCGAACACUGAUUUAAACAAGAGAGUCGUCCAGUCGUCAGUUAUUUCAUCGUCUUCAAAAAGCACACGUCGACAAAUUUGUUCAACGACAGAACUUGAGAAAUUUAACAAGUUAACGCUUAGGAAUUUUAGAUCGGUGUUCCCGAUGUUUACUACGCAUGUGAUCGAAAAAGUGAUCCUUAAAAAAAAGUUUGAAUAAAUCAUUCAGUUUGGAUUAGUUUACAACUUUCCAUUAUCGUGCAUCGUGAGGAUGACUUUAUAAAAGAUUGCAACGUUACAUACGAAAUCAUGGAGGCAUGCUUGAGUGCAGGUUGUGCAGCUGCAACGACUGGUGCUUCUACAUCCAUUUUCCUGCAACUGGUGCAAUCAAUUCUAGUCGCACAAUGCGCUUUGAACGACGCGAGCAAAUAUCCACCAGACCGCUCGGAAGAAAUCGCGAAUAGCAACAUCGAAUUUGACUUCGUCAUCGUAGGUGCCGGAAGCGCUGGAUCCGUAAUAGCUAAUCGUUUGACCGAAGAAAAGAAAUGGAAAGUAUUGCUGAUUGAAGCUGGAGACAACCCUUCAGCUAUCAGCGAAAUCCCCGGAAUAUUUCCGCAGUUAAUAACGUCACCCGAAGAUUAUUUCUGGGAAGUCGAGGCUGAGAAAUUCGCUUGCCAUAGCAGCAAGACAACAUUGUGCAGCUGGCAUGCAGGCAAGGCACUUGGCGGCAGUUCCACGAUAAACGCUAUGCUCUACAUUUACGGCAACGCGAAAGACUACAACGAGUGGGCCGAAAUGGGUAACGAAGGUUGGAGCUACGAGGAAGUUUUACCGUAUUUCAAAAAAUCACAGCAAUGUAACCAUAAUUACAAUGACAAUUGGAAAAAGAGAUACUGCGGUCAGAAUGGACCGUUGCAUAUCAGACAUUAUAACUACACUGACUCAAAACUACAAGAAAUGUUUGUAGACGCUGCACGCGAGUUAAACGUGCCUAUUCUAAAAACUAUUAAUGGCGACGAGCACAUUGGAUACGGCAGAAGUCAUGUAACUGUGGAUGAAGGUCGUAGGAUGAACACAGCAAAAGCCUUCUUGUCGCCGAUCAAAGACAGAAGCAAUCUCUACGUGAUGAAGUCUACCCGAGCCGACGCCGUUAUCCUAGAUGGAACUCGAGCUGUCGGGCUACGCGUGACUCUGAAGGACGGUAGGUCGAUCGACGUGAAAGCGUCGAAAGAGAUAAUUCUAUCCGCGGGCAGUAUCGGCAGUCCACGUAUACUAAUGCUUUCCGGCAUUGGGCCUAAGCAGCAUCUGCACGAAAUGGGAGUACAGUGUAUCGUUGAUUUACCGGUCGGCCAAAAUCUUCAGGACCACGUUAGCUGGCAUGGUAUAUACUUACUCUACAAGAGUGAGACAACAUCGUCGCCGCAUUUUUCCAUGUUGGACGAGCUUUAUCAAACUCUGAUGCAUAAACAAGGUCAAUUAUCAAACCUCAUGAAUUUCGACUUCAUGAGUUUCAUCAAUGUGAGCGAUUCGAAUUCUAAAUACGCCGACAUCCAGUUCCUUCAUAUGCACUAUUCACACAAGAAUUUGGCUUUGGUACACAUGUUGUCACAUGUAUUCUCGAUACAUGAUCAGAUAACGCUUGAAAUACUAAAAGCGUUGAAUGAAGCCGAAAUAUUACAUCCUGUUCCGGUUCUGCUGAAACCAAAGAGUAGAGGCAAGUUGCAACUACGUAGCAAGAAUCCGGCGGUUCCUGUCAAGAUCUACGCGAACUACUAUUCCGAACAGGAGGAUAUUGAAACGAUGUUGAAAUCAUUAGACUAUAUAAGAAAAGUGUUAAAAACCAAGAUAUUCGUACGAGAAGGAGUGUGGUUGCAUCACUUGGAUAUUGCUGGGUGCCAACGCUUUGAACCCGAUUCCAAUGAAUAUUGGAAAUGCAGUUUGCGACAUUUGUCUUUCACGCUUUUCCAUCCUGUUGGUACGGCAAAAAUGGGUCCUCGGGAUGAUCCGACGGCCGUUGUCGAUAGUCGAUUGAGAGUUCACGGCGUACAAGGACUCAGAGUCAUCGAUGCGUCUAUUAUGCCAACAAUUACCAGCGGAAACACGAAUGCACCAUCGAUAAUGAUAGGGGAAAAAGGCGCGGAUUUAAUAAAAGAGGAUUGGGCGAAUACGAAUUACAAACAAGAAUUAUAGAAUGUAGUAUAACUAUGCUACGCGCUUCUUGUAGGACUAAAGUUUUUGUUUCUUAAUCUUUCUUGUGUCGUUAAUCACUGAAUAGUAAAUGAAUUAGAAAAAUUUAAUCUAAAUACACAGGCUGCUGAACAUAUUAUUUUAUUAUAUAUGUGAUUUUAAAACUUGCUUUAAAAUUAUAUAAAUUUUGUUAUAUAUUAUUUUUUAGAACUUGUGUAACAUGUAUUUUAUAAUGCAAAUAAAUUUAUGUAAUAAUAUUCCAUCAAACUUUAACAUAAGCACAAUAACUAAACAAAUAUAAAAGUGUUUUCUUCUAACAGUCA
Odontomachus brunneus is the source of this 2549-nucleotide messenger RNA. RefSeq names its product glucose dehydrogenase [FAD, quinone]-like. The transcript has 3 exons. Gene Ontology annotation, molecular function: ecdysone oxidase activity; flavin adenine dinucleotide binding. Lineage: Eukaryota; Metazoa; Arthropoda; Insecta; Hymenoptera; Formicidae. The record is from RefSeq and is a predicted model, not a curated record. The coding region runs from base 349 to 2229 and encodes 626 amino acids.